AUGUCUUUUUUAUACGUGAAGGCAUACUAUGGACCUUGCAACACUUUUGAUACCUGCAAACAUAAACCGCAGUUGUUAACUGGUCUUAGAGAUCGACUUCAAAAGUUGGGCUUCCGAAUAGAUCUCAUCCCGGUUCCAUUUAUAAACUAUUGCAUGCUCGAAAUGUGUGGACAUGAAGUAUUCCGCUGCAACCUGAGGCAUUUGAGAUUCAACACGAAGCCGAGCCGGGAUAAGAUUUGCAGGAAAGCAAUUGAAGCAGUAAUGACGUCAGCCGUGAAGUUCCGACGAGCUCGCGCCAUUCUCUGGUUCUGGACGGCUUUGGAUCACCAGAUGUUCAGAAGAAGCAAGUUCGCUCCCAAAGACUACUGGGCUUCUGACAUCACACACCCAGCAACUACGUGCACAGACUGUGCAUUGUGCUGCCAUAAGGCUAGUAGAAAGCAAGAACUAGUUGACGAUGAUAUACCUGAUGAACUUGAACCCAAACACCAUGAAAGUGUACAUUUUGAUACAAUUUCUGAAUUCUCAGUUUAUAUAGCAGAUGCACAGAAAUAAUAAACAUAAGAACUUACUUGUUUAACGGAUUUGACGGCGAUAUGAAAACUUGCGUGAGAUGAG
Helicoverpa zea (corn earworm) is the source of this 618-nucleotide messenger RNA. RefSeq lists its product as uncharacterized. The transcript is spliced from 3 exons. The record is from RefSeq and is a predicted model, not a curated record. The coding region runs from base 1 to 555 and encodes 184 amino acids. NCBI's taxonomy places the organism in Eukaryota, Metazoa, Arthropoda, Insecta, Lepidoptera, Noctuidae.